GCGUGCUUCUGGUCCGUACCGUGGGCGGGACAUUGUUAUUGGGCUGUGUAAGGAGGGCGGCCUUUUGCGCCUGGGUUAGUGACUUUUCACUGGAAAAGUUAUGGAAGCUUCGCCUGAGCUCUCCCGGCAUAUGGUUUACCAACCUAAUUUUGGAAUGAGAUCUCCCCAGAACAGCAUUUCAGACUUUCAAGAUGCUCAGAAACACAAUGAAACUUCUAGAACCAUGCCGUUAUCUGGACAUGUUGGAUUUGACAGUUUACCUGACCAGUUAGUCGAAAAAUCAAUUCGACAGGGAUUUUGCUUCAACAUACUUUGCAUUGGGGAAACUGGUAUUGGAAAAUCAACAUUAAUUAACACACUAUUCAACACUAACUUUGAAGAACAGGAAACCAGCCAUUUUGAGUCAUCCGUAAAGCUAAAAGCACAAACCUAUGACCUCAAGGAAAGUAAAGUUCAUUUGAAAUUGACUAUUGUAAAUACAGUUGGAUUUGGAGAUCAAAUAAACAAAGAAGACAGCUACAUGCCUAUUGUGGACUACAUUGACAAACAGUUUGAAGUGUAUCUGCAAGAAGAGUUAAAGAUUAAACGUUUGCUAUAUGCAUAUCACGAUACUCGUAUUCAUGCCUGCCUUUACUUCAUUGCACCUACUGGCCAUUCCCUAAAGUCCCUUGAUUUAAUAACUAUGAAAAAGCUUGAUAGCAAGGUAAACAUAAUUCCUGUCAUUGCUAAAGCCGAUGUGAUUUCUAAAUCCGAACUGCACAAAUUCAAAAGUAAACUGAUGAGUGAACUUGUCAGCAAUGGUGUUCAGAUAUAUCAGUUUCCAACAGAUGAUGAAACCAUUAACAAAGUUAACUCCUCCAUGAAUGCACAGCUUCCAUUUGCAGUGGUAGGAAGUAUGGAGGAAGUCAAGAUAGGAAACAAAAUGGUGAAAGCUCGGCAAUAUCCUUGGGGAAUCGUACAAGUGGAAAAUGAGAAUCAUUGUGAUUUUGUGAAGUUACGGGAGAUGCUGAUUAGUACCAACAUGGAGGAUCUCAGGGAACAAACCCAUUCACGACAUUAUGAGCUGUACAGGCGCUGCAAAUUGGAAGAAAUGGGAUUCCAAGAUAUGGGACCUGGAGAUAAGCCAGUAAGUUUGCAGGAGACCUAUGAAGCUAAAAGACAAGAGUUCUUUGAAGACCUUAAGAGAAAGGAGGAGGAGAUGAGACAGACAUUUGUGCAGCGAGUGAGGGAGAAAGAGACUGUACUGAAAGAGGCAGAAAGAGAGCUGCAGAACAGAUUUGAACAACUGAAGAAGCUCCAUCAGGAGGAAAGAGAAAGCCUAGAUGAAAAAAGGAAAGAACUUCAAGAAGAGAUGAACACUUUUAGCAAGAGAAGGGCAGCUGCAGAAUUGCUGCAAGCCCAGGCCUUUGGAAAUGUUGCCAAUACUAGUUUGAAAAAGGAUCGUAAAACGUUCAUGUGAUUGCAAGAUACUACAUAGAAGAGAUCGCUACAUCCCUGCCAUGAGUGUCAUUUGUAUUAUUUCUCCUGUAAAAGUAAUUGUAUUUGAUGUACUGAUGCUCAAAGAGGAUAUUUUGGGAUAACAUUUUGCCAAACCUCAAGCGUUUAGGCAGCACCACAAUCAACUCUUGUCUCACUGUAACUGCUUCAGUGUCUUAAUUACCUUUUGUAAGGCUGGACCUUCUGAGCCUUUCCAUUACUACUGCAUGGAACCAAAGAGAAAUGCAGAGAACUGCUUUCAGCUGCAGGAGCAUGGGAAGAUUUGUUACCAUUAUAAACAAAAGGGAAAGGACAUUUCAGUGUAAAUGUUUACUUUUUUUUUAUAUGAUUUUUCCUAAUAUGAGGCAUAUUGCAAUAAGUUAACCCUUUCGCGGGUGAUCGCACAGUUACCUGCCAUUGUGCAUCAGAUAUUACUCCAUUUGCUUUAGCAAGAAGAAGGAAUAACAGGGAGUGUGUGUAAACAUAGCUCUGAGACCAAGGAGGAGUCUUGGAUUUGUAGUUCUGCAUCUUCUGCUGAUGCCAUUCCAUCCCUCUUCUAGAUUUAUUUUUCUGCACUGACCUAAUGUGCACUAAAAAACAAUCCAGCCUUAACCGUGUAGAAAAGGUAAAUAAUUCUUUGUUCAUAUGGGGAAGAAGUAUAUUGAUCUCCUUGGCUGCAAUGCCCGAACGUUAACUUACUGACUGUAGCAUUAUAUUGAAAACAGGUAACAAUUGCCUAAUGGCAAUUUAAUAACACUUUGUAUUACUGUAACACCCCUGUUAAAUGGUUUUCUUUUUUUCUUCUUCUGCAUACGUGGAAACAAAUGCUUUUUCUAUGUAUAUUUUUAACAUUAACCCUUUCUAUAAAUAUUAUAGGUAUUCUAAAAAAAAAUAUACUUAUAAAAAAAAUAAAGAUUUUAAACCCUC
Messenger RNA from Xenopus laevis (African clawed frog), 2403 nucleotides. It is a transcript of the gene septin10.L, whose product is annotated as septin 10 L homeolog. NCBI's taxonomy places the organism in Eukaryota, Metazoa, Chordata, Amphibia, Anura, Pipidae. The record is from RefSeq and is marked provisional. Gene Ontology annotation, molecular function: GTP binding. Gene Ontology annotation, cellular component: septin complex.